AUGACGACAAGCAUGAAUAAGCAUAUGUCGACCUGGCGUAGCCUUAGAAUACCUCCUGAAGAGUUGAGACUAGAUACUACUUUGAAAUGUGGUCAAGCUUUUCGGUGGAAAGUUUCGGGCGAAAAUUCGGAUAUAGAAUAUCAAUCUUAUUUCCCGAUAAAAAAAUCUUCCGAUGAAGUUAAUCAUGAAUUUGAACUAAUUGAUAAAUUUCUCAUGGACUAUUUUAAUUUAAGUCCAAUGAUUAAUUUACGUGAAUGUUAUGAUCGCUGGAGCAUGGCAGACAAACAUUUCGCAAAGAUAGCAUGUCAAUUUAAGGGUAUUAGAAUAUUACGACAGGAUCCUGUUGAAAACUUGUUCUGUUUCAUUUGCUCUACUAAUAAUAAUAUUAAUCGAAUCUCUCAAAUGAUUGAAAAGUUAUGUAGUAGAUAUGGUAAUUUGGUGUAUACUUUAAAUGGACAUGAAUAUUAUGACUUUCCCACUUUAGACAAACUUGUUUCAUCAAACGUUGAAUCUGAGCUCCGCCAGUUAGGUUUCGGUUAUAGGGCAAAAUAUAUUGCCCAAACGGCUAAAUAUUUGACGGAGAAUUAUUCCGAUGGAGAAAAAUGGUUAUAUUCUUUACGCAAUGUAGAUUAUAAAGAAGCACAUUCUUCUUUGUUAAAACUUUCUGGUGUGAGUGGGACCGAAGAAAUUGGUGACCAUUUUCGGAAUUUAUUUGGUGAUUUUAGUGGUUGGGCUCAUUCGGUCUUAUUCACCGCUGAUCUUAAAGCUUUUCAAGAUAGACCAUCCUCAUUUACCACAAUUGAUACCAAAAUUGAUACCACAAUUGAUAUCAAAAUUGAUACCACAAUUGAUGCCAAAUUAGAUGCCACAAUUGAUGCCAAGAUUGACUCAACUUUAUCUGAGAGUGAUAAAAUAAUUGUUUCUAAGAAAAAAUCUCGUUCUAAAAAUAUUCAAAAAGAAUCAAUACUCCCGAGUAACAAAAAGACUAGAAGGUUCUAA
Molecule: messenger RNA, 999 nt
Organism: Dentiscutata erythropus
Lineage: Eukaryota; Fungi; Glomeromycota; Glomeromycetes; Diversisporales; Gigasporaceae
Source: the annotation of a GenBank genome assembly